UGCAGCAGCAGCAAAUGCUAAAGAAGAUGAGGGCAUAUUUAUUGAUUGUGCUGUUGACUUUUCUCACAGAUUCCUUUAGUAAAGUCCAAGAGCUGAGGGUGGAUUUUGACUUUCCUGGAGACAAUAUUCUGCAGAUUUACUCCCCAGACCCCCAGCACUGUCAGCUUGCCUGCACACAACACCAUUCCUGUUUAUUCUUUACAUUUCUUCGAGCAGAUUGGACCAAAGACAACAGGAAAUUCUACUGCUACCUGAAGUACACAGCCUCUGGAGUGCCACAUAAAAUUCAAUAUUUGAAAGGUGUGACCUCUGGGUUCUCACUCAGCACCAGGUACAAAACAGAUGCCUGUAUGUCGUCUGUAUUUCAGGAUGUAGAUUUCACAGGAUCAGACUAUCUCCAGUUGACUGUAAAUACUUAUGAUGACUGCCAGAAGCAAUGCACCAGAGAUCCAGACUGCAUGUUUUUUUCAUUCACAACAGAGACUUUUCCAGAUUCAGAGAAAAGGAAACGCUGCUUUCUAAAGUAUAGCUGGAACGUCCCAAUACCACCAGAAAUCCGUAACACAUCCGGUGUUUCAUCAGGUUUUUCAGGUUCAUUGUAUAAGGCCAAGGGAACAAAAAAAGAAUGUAAGGAGGAGAUCGUUACCAAUACAGAGUACCCAGGAAAUGACUUUGAGGAUGUUCCUGCUGCUUCACCUGAACACUGUCAGUUCCUGUGUAGCACACAUCCCCGCUGCACCCAUUUUUCAUAUCCCUGGUACCGUAUGAGAUGCUUUCUGAAGUAUAAGCAAGAUGUAAGCCAGCUGAACACUGCUACACCGAAAGAAGUUUCUUCCGGAUUUCCCACACGAAACUGCGAGCCCUCAAAUGUCUGGGCAACAACACGCUAUAGAGAUGUGGACUUCCUUGGCUAUGAUAAUCGUUAUUUUCAAACAGCCACAGUUGAAACCUGUAGAGAAAUGUGCACAGCAGACCCAUACUGCCAAUUUUACACUUAUGUCCUGACAACUUUCCAUAAUAAAGACUUCUGGUACAGAUGCUAUGUGAAGCAGGUCAUGAUUUUGCCCAGACCUGUGAAGGUGGUGUAUAUGCCUGGUGUGGUGUCUGGUUUCUCUCUGAGGAACUGCAAUACCGCUGAAGAUGAAUCGACUGCCAACCCUGGUUUAUUAUACUUAAGUGGAUCUGCAAACUGUGGAAAGUCUGGUAAUGUAAGGAUUAGGAUUUUUGGAGGUUCUGAUGCCACAACAGGUGAAUGGCCCUGGCAGGUAACCCUGCAAAGGGGAACACAACACCUCUGUGGUGGUUCCAUAAUUUCCAGCAGAUGGAUACUGACUGCAGCACACUGUUUAUCUCUGCCAUACACACAGGUUUCUGUUCGGGCUGGAAUUACUAAGCUAUCAGAAACUGGUACAAAGUAUGAGCUGGAAAACAUCAUUGUACAUCCUAACUACAAUAAAACCAGUGUAGAAAAUGAUAUUGCUCUGAUAAAAAUCAAGAAACCGAUCACAUUCAACAAUGUUGUUCGACCAGUCUGUCUGACGGAAAAAGUAAAGGAAGCCGAAUUUCUCCAGGGAAAAAAAUGCACUGUGACUGGAUGGGGAAGGCUUAGUUCAGGGUCAUUCCCAGAUACACUGCAGAAAGCCCAGGUUCCUCUCAUAAGUUCAGAUGUGUGUGCGGAAAUGUUGCCAGAAGAAGACAUGAAGCCCAACAAAGUUUUUCCCUCUAAUCUGUGUGCUGGGUAUCCAGAGGGUGAAAUAGACUCCUGUGAUGGGGAUUCUGGAGGUCCACUGGUGUGUCAAGAUGAGAGCACCUGGUAUCUAACAGGAAUAACCAGCUGGGGAUUGGACUGUGCAAAGCCAAACAUCCCCGGAGUGUACACUCGUGUUUCCUACUAUGUACCCUGGAUUAGAAGUAUGAUAGUUAGCGGGAAGGAAUAGCCUACUGCAGAAAAAGUAAUAUAACAACGAUGUCAUAAACUUGUGCCAGAACUACAGUUUAGUCACAGUCAUUAUUUUCACUUUUAGACUUUAUACUGUGUUGAGAAGGGCUAGACCUAAAAAAAAUAGUUUUCUGAUUUUUCAUUAAAAAUAGUGAUUAAACCAUGUAGUGUUCAUAUUGUACCUACAGAACAGGAACUAAACUACUGCAGAUGUGUGACCGACAUUAUCUAUGUGAAGUUUUGUGAAAUCAUGGUGCUUAAUUGUUGUUGUUGAUGUUGUGAUGAAGUGGUUGUGUAUCUGAGGGAAGACAUCAUGUUUUAGUCAAAGACAUCAUUAGUUAUUACAUAGACACCCCCAGAUACACAAUUAUUUGCUUUAACAUCCUGUACAUAUUCUGGGCUCUUCCCGUCUAUAUAAAUAAAAGAAAGGUUUUGUCUGUAAAUUGUUUGUCUGUAUGUAUGCAUGU
Messenger RNA from Clarias gariepinus (North African catfish), 2406 nucleotides. Its product is annotated as plasma kallikrein-like. Gene Ontology annotation, molecular function: serine-type endopeptidase activity; protein binding. Gene Ontology annotation, cellular component: extracellular region. The transcript has 14 exons. The record is from RefSeq and is a predicted model, not a curated record. Bases 15 to 1937 code for a protein of 640 amino acids. Lineage: Eukaryota; Metazoa; Chordata; Actinopteri; Siluriformes; Clariidae. Gene Ontology annotation, biological process: proteolysis.